This is a messenger RNA of Closterium sp. Yama58-4, 1344 nucleotides long. The record is from the annotation of a GenBank genome assembly. Lineage: Eukaryota; Viridiplantae; Streptophyta; Zygnematophyceae; Desmidiales; Closteriaceae.
AUGGCUCAUCCGUUAUCCGAUGCCGCUGUUCCCUUGGAUUUCACAGAUGCGGAUCCGUUUAGUUCCGAAGACGCUGACUUCGCGCAAGCCUUAGAGGACGACCUUUGGAACGGAGACGAGGAAUCUAAUAGCGAGGAUGAAGAAAACGGAGGCGACGGCUGUGGUACAGAUCCGGGGUUUGAAGACGGAUCGGACGGUGAUGUGGAUGACGCGGACAGAUCUGACGGCGAGGGCGAGAGAGAUCUUGAACGGGGUGAACGAAAGCGAGGAACCUUGAGGGAUAUCGACGUCUGUGCGGCUGACGACAACAAUAACGAGGCUUCACAUAACGAAUCGGACAGCAGUUCCGGCGAUGAAGAAAACAGCAGGUCGCAGAAAAAGAGGCGGAUGGACCACGAAGAAAACGACAAAGGAAGCCAGCCAACAGGUUCUGCCGGCCCUACGGAGAUCGAGAUUCCCAAGCCAGCGAUUCGUUUCGGAGACCCGCAAUUCACGGGGAGUCUCGGGCUGCUUCCGCCGGAGCUGUACCACCACGUCCUUAAGUUCCUUUCCGCGGAUGACCUAUCAGUGUGCGCCUGUGUGUGUCGCUACCUCCGCACGGCAUCAUCUGAGGAGACUCUCUGGCGCCGAGCCUACUGCAUCCGAUGGGGGCCCCCUCCCCCUCCUCCGCCCUCCUCCACCCGUUCUGCCUUGGACGGACGAGGCGGAUCAGGGGCAAUGGGAGCAGGAGGGGGAGCAGCAGGAGCACAAGCACGCAGCCACUGGAAACGCCUCUAUUUUGAGAGGGACCGCGGAGAAAUGAAGGAGUUUGUUGCCGACUCCCCUCAGGACCUGCGGGGAUUUUAUGCGCAGCUACAGGCAGCAAAGAGGAACUUGGUGCCCAGGCGGGACCAGGUGUACGAUGAGUUGGUCCACGUCACGUCUGACCUGGCGCGAGCUGUCGCGGAGUGGCGCCAGCAGAACAAGCUUCCGGAGAGGGUGGAGGAGGCGCAUCGGUGCACUGGUGGGAACUGCACUUUCCACCGCAUACAGAAUGUCUUCUUAUGCGAGAAGACAGGCCGGGCACAUGUGUGUGACGACAACUGUGCAGAGCUCCUAGAGGAUGCAGAGAGCCAGAUGCUCGUGUGUGCCAUCAGCGGGCGGUGUGUUGACCGCAUGCUGAGUCCUCAAGAGGAGUUCGACCACCAGAGGGCUGCAGAAGAGGCAGCAUCCACAUGCCAGCCGGAGGAGCUGCAGGAGCCUUUCAUGGGAACAGGGAGGUUUGGGCGGGCAUUUGUGGCGGGUUAUUACUCCAGCAGCGAGAGGGACCUGCAUGAGAAGCAAUGGUCUCUUUGCGGCUUCUAG